Gadus macrocephalus (Pacific cod) is the source of this 1620-nucleotide messenger RNA. RefSeq names its product dihydrodiol dehydrogenase, tandem duplicate 2 (gene dhdh.2). The record is from RefSeq and is a predicted model, not a curated record. Gene Ontology annotation, molecular function: nucleotide binding. NCBI's taxonomy places the organism in Eukaryota, Metazoa, Chordata, Actinopteri, Gadiformes, Gadidae. The transcript has 7 exons. The coding region runs from base 61 to 1065 and encodes 334 amino acids.
UGGAACUACACGGCUUAUAUAAAGCUGCUACUCACGGAACCGCUGACACUAGUGUCCAACAUGGCAACCAGGUGGGGAAUAUGCAGUGCAGGGAAAAUCAGCCACGACUUCACUGUGGCCUUAAAAUCCCUCCCGGACUCAGAUCACAAGAUUGUGGCUGUGGGCGCCCGGAACUUAGAAGAUGCUCAGAAGUUCGCCGAGAAGCACAGCAUCCCUGCAGCCUACGGCAGCUACGAGGAGCUCAGUAGGGAUCCCUCCGUAGACGUUGUGUACCUCGGAUCCAUCCACCCGCGUCACCUGAGCCUGAGUCUGCUCUUCAUGACGGCCAAGAAGAACGUGCUGUGUGAGAAGCCACUGGCCAUGAACUCCAGGGAGGUGGAGGAGAUGGUGGCCUGCGCCCGAGCCAACAAUGUCUUCCUCAUGGAGGCCGUGUGGACCCGGUUCUUCCCGGCGUCUCUGGAGAUCAAGCGGCUGCUGGCCCAAGGGGCCCUUGGGGAGCUGAAGAUGGUGAGGGCGGAGUUUGGGGCCCCCCUGCUGGGGGUCCCCCGGGCGAUGGAGAAGGAGCUCGGGGGAGGGGCCCUGCUGGACAUCGGCAUCUAUUGCCUGCAGUUCGCCUGCAUGGUGUUCCAGGGGGAGCGGCCCGAGAGCGUCCAGGCCAGCGGAGGCUGCCUGGAGACAGGAGUCGAUGAGUGCAUGGUGGUGACCAUGAAGUUCUCUGGGAACAGGAUGGCGGUGUGCCUGAUCUCCAACGCUGUGGCGCUCCCCAACGAGGCUGUGAUCACGGGUACCAAGGGCUCCGUCAGGGUUCCUGCCCACAUGUGGUGCCCCACGUCCCUGAUUGUGAAUGGAGAAGAGACCCAGUACCCGCUACCUGAACCCUACCUGCCCACUAACUUCCUGAACAGCACGGGGAUGCGCUACGAGGCGGAGGAGGUGCGACAGUGUCUGCUCAAAGGUCUGAAGGAGAGUCCGGGCAUGACCCACGCAGAUUCAGUGCUCCUGGCCUGGCUGGAGGACGAGGCACGCAGGCAGGUGGGGGUGGAGUACAGCCAGGACCACCACUGAACCACUAGGAACCACCAGGACCCUGUCUAUUUUGCCAGGACCUCCACUAGGACCCCGUCUACAGCCAGGAACACCACUAGGACCCAGUCUACAGCCAGGAACACUCAGGACCCAGUCUACAGCCAGGAACACUACUGAACCACCAGGACCCAGUGUCCACUGAGUCACUCAACCAGUCGUACAGCCAGGACCAGAGUCACCCAGGCCCAGUCAUCAGCUUCUAAAUAUCGUGAUUAACACAAUCAUCAUUCAAAUUCCUAGAUUUGUAUCCACCACUGCAGAGGAUUUCUUAUCCAUCAUGAUAGAUUUAUCUUUAAUAAAAAUGAAAAUAAAAAACACCACGCGAUGAUUACGAUCGUUUAUAAUCUUUUAUUGAAGCAGAUCCAGUCACGUAGGACAGCUCAGUACACCAGACUCAAACAGCCACUGUUAACACAUUUUGAAGUAAGGUCACGACACUAAGGAAUGAGUGACUGCCGACAGCAGGGGAGAGGAGUGAUGAGUUUACCCACAAUGCAGUGGGGUUUCAGGAGGGAUGGGCUUCUGCCCUCCCCA